GUCCAUACUCCAUAUCACUCUUUACUUCCAUCACUCCCCAACCCCAAUCAAAAAGAAAAAAAAAACGAAAAAAAAAAAAUGCAAGCCUCUUGCAAUGUCACCGCCCGCGCCCAGCGCCUUGUCCAGAUCCCUCGUGGCCGACACACAAUCACAUCCGCCGCCGGCCACUACCGAAACACCACGCGCACGUCGCUGGCGGCGGCGGAGCGGAUCGAAAUGUUCAAGUCGCUGGAAGGUUGGGCGGCCGACAACGUGCUGCCGCUGCUGAAGCCGGUGGAGAAAUGCUGGCAGCCUCAGGACUUCCUGCCCGACCCUCGUCUGCCGGCGGCCGAGUUCGCGGAGGAGGUGCGGCUGCUGAGGGAGCGGACGGCGGAGCUCAGCGACGAGUACUUCGUGGUGCUGGUGGGGGACAUGGUGACGGAGGACGCGCUCCCGACCUACGAGACAAUGAUUAACACGUUCGAUGGGGUCAGGGACGAGACCGGGGCGAGCCCGAGCCCAUGGGCCGUGUGGAACCGGGCCUGGACCGCGGAGGAGAAUCGACACGGGGAUCUGCUCCGGACUUUCUUGUACUUGUCGGGUCGGGUCGACAUGCGGAUGGUGGAGCGGACUGUCCAGUAUCUCAUUGGAUCCGGCAUGGACCCGGGAUUGGAGAACAACCCGUACUUGGGGUUCGUUUACACCUCAUUCCAGGAGCGAGCCACGUUCAUAUCACACGGCAACACGGCCCGGCUCGCGAAGGAAGGCGGCGAUCCGGUGCUGGCUCGGAUAUGCGGCGUCAUUGCAGCCGACGAGAAGCGCCACGAGCUGGCCUACACCCGCAUCGUCGAGAAGCUGCUCGAGCUGGACCCCAACGGCGCCGUUUUGGCGGUGGCGGACAUGAUGCGGAGGAGCAUCACGAUGCCUGCGCAUCUGAUGUACGACGGCAGGGACCCGCAGCUGUUCCAGCAUUACUCGGCGGUGGCGCAGCGGCUCGGGGUUUACACGGCGGGGGACUACGCGGACAUACUGGAGUUCUUGGUCGGACGGUGGGGGCUGGAGAAGUUGGGAUGUGGGUUGGACGGUGAAGGGAGGAUGGCGCAGGAGUAUGUGUGUGGGCUCGCGCAGAGGAUCAGGAGGUUGCAAGAGCGGGCUGAUGAGAGGGCGAAGAAGAUGAAGAAGGAAGCCGUGGAGUUUAGUUGGAUUUUUGACCGGGAGGUGGUUUUGUAAGAAGGAUGUGGAUGAACCUCUCGUUUUCCUUCCCCGUAUUUGGUUUGGUUUGGCGUUUCAUUUUUUGCCCCCAAGUUUUGAAUGAGUUUUUUUGAAUGAGUUUUCUUACUAUGCUCUCAGACAUUGUUGUUUUCGAUGUAUAAGUUGAACUUAUAUCAUAAUGUCGAAUGUGCGAGUUUAGUUUGUAUUAUAAAAUAAUUUGUAUUUUUAUGUUAUUGUAUAAGUAUUAAGUACAAUUUGUACUUUUAUGAUGUAAUGAUGCAUAGAUAGGUUAUAUUGUCUUGUUUCUUAGCAGUUUUGUUCACUGAGUAGUUGGUGUUAUCUGCACGGUUUGUACUUGGAGAAGGGGUUUGCAGUUUGCAACCCUAGUGUUUAAUUCAAUUUUGAUAUAACCAUAAAAAAGUACAGUUUGCACCAUAAAAUAAAUGUAUAAAUUUAAUUUAUAUCAAGAAUAUAUACCUUUAUGUUAUGAAAUGUGUUAAAAAAAAAUUUCGAUUACAAUUUGUACUAUAAAGCAAGCUGGUUCCGCAUUUGGAGACUGGGAGAUUUUUGCACAUCUGUAGAUUUGGAGAGUUGUUAUGUCAUGGCAAGUUUUAUUGCAUAUGAGUUCAGUGAUUUGCAUAUCAUUUGAGCUUGGUGAUAUUGAUUGCAUCUGGGUGCAUUUGAUAACUUUGGUUCCGAUUGCGACUGGUACAUUUGGUAUUUGAGAAAGAAUUCAAGUCAAGGUGGAUAUUUAUUAGAAUAGAACUUGAAUUUAAUUUGGGUUUAAUUUUUUUGUUUUGUGUUUUGGGCCUGUUCUGUUUGGGUUUGGGUUUGUGUUUGAGAUUUGUUUUGGUCUUUUCUUUGUAGGUUUGGGAAAAAAUGUGUUUGAUUUUCUGUUUGGGAUUAGGAGAAAAGUUCUAUGCAUACUCUUUAUCACCCUAAUAUAUAGUUAGGUCAGUCAGGUUAAUUCGUUUGUUUGGUCUGUUCCGAAAUUUGGUUUCUCAUCUGUACUCUCUUCAAAAUCAGUGAAAUUUGUUUUCUUCUAAUCUAUUGAUUAGUUAGCACACAUUAUGUCAGUAAAACACGUUAAAUUUGUUUUCGUUUGUACGAUAUACACAAUCGAGCCAACGAGCUAAAUCAAAUCCACAACAUUCACCAAAACCCGUCCAAUUUGCCGGACUUCUCUAGUUCUGCUUUUGCAAGCUUUGUCAUUAACAAGUUGGUCCCAAUAACUCGAGUUGUUGGGAGAAGGUUAUGCUGGAUCUUAUACAGGUCCGUGUGUGGUGCUUAACCACUUCCAUACACGCCCCCUCAAACGAAAGCCGACUCAUGGGCUUGAAGUUUGCACAGGCCCGCCAUACCAUGUGCUUGAAAGACAAUGAUUAAUAUUGGGGGUCGUGAGGACUUGAACACGUGACCUCAUGGACAAACCAGCUCUGAUACCAUGUCAUUAACCAGUUGGUCCCAAUAACUCGAGUUGUUGGGAAAAAGUUAUGCUGGAUCUUAUACAGGUCCGUAUGUGGUGCUUAACCACUUCCUUACAAGCUUUUUGGACUGGUCCGCAAAUAAUGGAGUUUAUGUAAUGUGAUUAGCCAUACAGAUUGGCCUUCGUGUUGCGUACUUGUUCCCAUGCAGGCGAGACACAGCCAUUGGUGGGAAUAAACUAUCAAUCGAUCAUUGUUGCUUACUUGAAAUCUAGCGUGGCUAUUUGGUUUUAUUCGAAACCGGUCUGUAUAAUCCGGACCGAAAUCGGAUCGGAACCGGAUAGCAAACAAUUCAAUAUAAUUUUCGAGCUUAGAUUUGAGGUAAAAAAUCGUUUGGGACCAGAUAAAAAACCGGAUAAAGACCUGAUAAGAGAGCUCAACACCCAAAACUUAACCAACUCCUCACUCUUUGAGUCAUCAGGCCACUCAAAUCCCCACAAGUUCAAUCCAAAAUCAAGACCGAAUUGGGAC
Linum trigynum is the source of this 3146-nucleotide messenger RNA. NCBI's taxonomy places the organism in Eukaryota, Viridiplantae, Streptophyta, Magnoliopsida, Malpighiales, Linaceae. The record is from the annotation of a GenBank genome assembly.